AUGAUUGGCUACCCUCACCUCUGUGGAGGCACGCUUCUCUCCUAUAGCCCCGCGUUUGUCUUGACAGCAGCCCAUUGUGUAGCAGAUGCAGAUCAUCAUCCGUCAGAUUAUUCUAAAGCACAGAACCCUUAUUUUGUGAGCUACCAUGAUGUUCAUCGGCAGCGUCAAAGAAUGGCAGGCAUUGCUGAUUGGAUGAUUCAUCCGUUAUAUAACGUUUCAUCUACCAUCAAUCCAAGCUAUGACAUGGCUAUCGUCAAAUUGGAUUCCACUCUAAGGCCGUCCCGAAGAGUACGCCGAGCUCCGUUAUGGUCUCCCGAAAUGACACAACCGUCGUCAACACAAGGCGAAUUCGUUGGAUUUGGAUAUACCGACCUUGACGGAAGCCAAGCCAAAGUCUUACAGAAGCUUGUACUAAAUAUUACGCGGUUUGAUAAUACAUCCAAUAUAGAAGCAAAAACAGAUACAGACGAGCAAAUCGCUUGCCAUGGAGACUCUGGUAGUCCCCUCAUCACUCGUCAGCCAGUGACGGAUCCAAAGGAUAAGAGUCAAACGAUCCAUGUUUCAUUCGUUUUGGGGAACCUUGUUCGGAUUUACGGUGCCCGAGACGUCAAAACACCUACUUGUCCUGUACCAAACAGAGAAAACAACAUGAUCAGUUCAGUGGCAGAAAGUUUUGCCAAUGUGGCCUCUGUAUUGGACUGGAUUUCUCAGGUCUCUGGUAUAUCCACCCGCAACCUAACAGAUCCAUGGUAUGAGCCACCCUGUCCAAACUGUCAGGAAAUGACGGAUGAUGAACAACGAACUGACAGGUCUGCAAAAAAAUGGAAUAUUGGUGUUGUAGCUGACGAAAACGGAUUAAUUAGCGAUGACACUAUAAAACUCUUUUGGAAAUAG
This is a messenger RNA of Rhizopus microsporus ATCC 52813, 894 nucleotides long. RefSeq names its product trypsin-like serine protease. Gene Ontology annotation, molecular function: serine-type endopeptidase activity. Gene Ontology annotation, biological process: proteolysis. NCBI's taxonomy places the organism in Eukaryota, Fungi, Mucoromycota, Mucoromycetes, Mucorales, Rhizopodaceae. The record is from RefSeq and is a predicted model, not a curated record. Bases 1 to 894 code for a protein of 297 amino acids. The transcript is spliced from 3 exons.